UUGAUAAAAUCAAACUUAAGAACGCAAUGCCCAUCCCUAUGCCAAGGAUAUAUUUGAUUAAAUUGACCUAAAUUACAUAAAUUUUGAUCAAUUGGAAGUCAAAGUUGGCAGACUAUCCACGUAAAUCUCCCAUCCCCUCAACAAUUUCCGCCGUCGUUCCGGCGUGCCCUUCCGAUUGACAGGAGGAAUCCAUGAACGUCGUCGUUUAUGAGGUGUCGACCACAUGCCAGGCGCAAAAGUGAGAAAGAAAUCUAAUACUAGGAGAUUAAACACCCUACCUCAACAACCUUCAAUGGCUUCCUCCUCUCGUUUUCUUCUCCAUUACAGAAAAAUCUCUGCCCUUGCAUUUUUAAUCCUAGUUGCUUGUUUGAUUAUUGUUUUGAACACUUCGUUGCGAAAGGAAGGCGUGUCUCUAUCAGAUGUUCCAUCGAAUCAACUUUACACAGUCGAAGUGGUCAAUGAGUUCCCUCACGAUCCUGACGCAUUCACACAGGGAUUACUGUAUGCAGAAAAUGACAUCCUAUUUGAGUCUACUGGGUUGAAUGGGGCUUCAUCUGUUCGGGAAGUCGCUCUGCAGACUGGCAAGGUUAAGGCUAUUCAGAGAAUGCCUUACUCUGAUUUUGGGGAGGGCUUAACUCUUUUUGGUGAUAGGUUGAUUCAAGUAACUUGGCGGCAGAGUACUGGUUACAUAUAUGAUCGGCAUAAUCUCAGCAAAUUUGAGAAGUUUCGCCAUGGUAUGCCCGAUGGUUGGGGAUUGGCAACUGAUGGGAAAGUCCUUUAUGGGAGUGAUGGAUCUUCUACACUGUAUCAGAUUGACCCUCAAACUAUGAAAGUAGUUAAAAAACAAAUAGUUAAUUAUCAAGGUGAUGAAGUACACAGGCUCAAUGAACUAGAGUAUGUUUAUGACGAAGUUUGGGCAAAUGUUUGGAUGGUAUGGACUUGCUCUCCGACAACUGCCUCUAUAGAACAAUUGAUUUCCUAUUAUUCAUCACAAUUAUAUUUAUCCAACAUGAAUCUGAGAAAGACUGACUGUAUAGCUAGAGUAUCACACACGGAUGGCUCAGUUCUUGGAUGGAUUCUCCUCCAAAAUUUGAGAGAAGGAUUGCUACACAAUUUGAAAAAGCAAAUUGAUGUGCUGAAUGGCAUAGCAUGGGAUAGGGAUGGUGACCGCCUUUUUGUCACAGGCAAAUGGUGGCCGAAACUUUAUGAGAUUAAGUUGCACCCUUUGAAGACACCAUUCAACGGAGACAUCAAGGAGAUGUGCAUGCCCCCGGCAUUUCCAUUUUGAUGAUCCCUACGGUGGAUUAUUCCUUUUCAAAUUCUGAAUUAUUCUGUUAGUGCAUCAAUUUUUGGGUCUACAUAGAUAGAUAGAACCACAUACAGGUUUUGGGAAUGUACUGUGUACACAGAUUUUUGUAUAUGUACUUCCUUUAUGUAGGUUCUUUUACCUAGUUUCAUGCCCAGAAAAGCAGCAGCAAAUUGUAGGUACUCAACUCAAUUAUUAUAUGGUGUAGAGUAAAAUGCAACUCAAGCA
Molecule: messenger RNA, 1534 nt
Organism: Solanum dulcamara
Lineage: Eukaryota; Viridiplantae; Streptophyta; Magnoliopsida; Solanales; Solanaceae
Product: glutaminyl-peptide cyclotransferase-like
Exons: 11
Coding region: 224-1288 (354 amino acids)
Molecular function (GO): glutaminyl-peptide cyclotransferase activity
Source: RefSeq, a predicted model, not a curated record